UGUUUUUGUUUACCGAAAAUGAUAAAACGGCUGCGGCGCAGUGAAUCGGAGUGAUUCAGCAAUCGAUCGUCGCGAUUUUGUUGAAUAAAAUUUCCAUUUCAAUUUGAUGUUUUUCGACUUCCUCAAGCAUCUGAUAUUCAAACAGCAGAAAAUGACCGACCGAGAAAGCAUAAAGAUAGAGUUCGCCGUGCAGAUCUCCGGACCGAAAUGCGCCGACAAAGUGCGAACCGCCCUCGAUGGAAUCGGUUCGGUGGACAUCGACGUUGCCAAGGGGAGCGUUCUGGUGGAGACGGCACUACCCUGGAUUGAGGUGCAACGACUGAUCGAGGACACGGGCCGGCGUGCGGUGCUGUCCGGGUUCGGAGGUCAGUCUGCGGUGGCGAUGGUGGACCACGGGAACGAAACGAGCAAGGUACGGGGUGUUGUUCGAUUUUGUGCUCUGAGGGCCAAUGAGAAGGGAGCGGUAGUGGAUGGCGUAAUAGAUGGCCUGGAGGAGAGUCGACCUUACAAGCUGAACGUGCACGAGUGUGGCGACAUAUCGGAAGGAUGUGCCUCGGUGGGUGAUGUUUAUGAUUCCAGUGAUAUAGAAUCGGACGAGAAUGGAAGGGCGACAAUCCGGUUGGUCAAUGACCGACUGGCAGUGUGUGAUCUUAUCGGUAGAUCGGUGGUCAUAACCGAAGCAGUGGAAGACGACAGGAGACUGGCCUGUGGAAUCAUUGCGAGGUCGGCUGGGAUUUUCGAGAAUUAUAAGAAGAUAUGCGCUUGCGAUGGAGUUACGAUUUGGGACGAACGGGAGAAGCCUCUGGCCGGAAGCAAACGGCGAGAGAAUGCUCAGCUCUAAAAACAUUUAAAAUAAACAAGGUCAUAUGUGGGUAACUGAAGGACUGUGAAGGUAACAAUUAUACAAAGCUUCUAAAGUGUA
Messenger RNA from Aedes albopictus (Asian tiger mosquito), 922 nucleotides. RefSeq names its product copper chaperone for superoxide dismutase (gene Ccs). Gene Ontology annotation, molecular function: copper ion binding; superoxide dismutase copper chaperone activity. NCBI's taxonomy places the organism in Eukaryota, Metazoa, Arthropoda, Insecta, Diptera, Culicidae. The record is from RefSeq and is a predicted model, not a curated record. The transcript has 3 exons. Gene Ontology annotation, biological process: superoxide metabolic process. Bases 107 to 841 code for a protein of 244 amino acids.